CCCGGUAGUUCCCGGCGCCGCCAUGAGCGCGGCCCGGCCCGGGCUGAGGCGGCUGCGAUCGGCCGCGGGCAGCGGGGGGAGCCAGACGCAGGGCAGGCCCGGCGUCCCACGGCAGAGCAGGAGGAGGAAGAGCGUGGCCAUCGCCUAUGAGGCAGGGCAGGGCGAGGGCGCCGAGCCCCGGCGGGCGCGCUGGGAGCCUCCGCGCUGGCGGGAGCAGCUGCAGCACAUCCGGGACAUGAGGAGCAGCAGGGAUGCUCCCGUGGAUGAGAUGGGAGUGCAGACGUGCUACGACAGCAGUGCACCUCCAGAGGUGAUGCGCUACCAGGUGCUGCUGGCCCUGAUGCUGUCCAGCCAGACCAAGGACCAGGUGACGAGCGCUGCCAUGCUGCGCCUGCGCCGGCGCGGCCUCAGCGUGGACAGCGUGCUGCAGAUGGAUGAUGAGACCCUGGGCCAGAUCAUUUAUCCCGUGGGCUUCUGGAGGAACAAGGUGAAGUACAUCAAGCAGACCACAGCCAUCCUGAAGCAGAAGUACGGGGGUGACAUCCCCAGCACUGUGGAGGAGCUGGUGCAGCUGCCAGGAGUUGGGCCCAAAAUGGCCCAUUUGGCCAUGCACAUUGCCUGGGACAGCGUGGCUGGCAUAGCUGUGGACACCCACGUGCACAGGAUCUCAAACAGGCUCAAGUGGGUGAAGAAGGAGACCAAGAGCCCUGAGGAGACCCGGGUGGCACUGGAGGAGUGGCUGCCCAGGGACCUCUGGAAGGAGAUCAACUGGCUCCUGGUGGGCUUUGGGCAGCAGACCUGCCUGCCUGUGAAGCCUCGCUGCAGCCAGUGCCUCAACCAAGACAUCUGCCCAGCUGCCACGAGACUCUGAGGGAUCACCCAGCCUUGGGAGAGCUGCUUGGGCAAGCUGGGCCUGGCACAGGGCUGAGCAGCUCCAGAGAACAGCCACUGGCAAUGGCUCAGCUCUCCAGAGGAAAAAGGGGCUUUGAGGGGCAGCAAUGCUGCUGGGACACAGCUGAAGGCUCCAGCCUGGGUGGAUGGCUGAGCACAGCCCAGCUGUGCCACACUGAGUCACUGGAGAGAAAAGCUUUUUUCCCCGGGGACUUGCUGCUGCUUGUAAAUACUCGUUUAAUAAAGGUGGUGAGGGGUUUUUUUGCA
Molecule: messenger RNA, 1158 nt
Organism: Lonchura striata (white-rumped munia)
Lineage: Eukaryota; Metazoa; Chordata; Aves; Passeriformes; Estrildidae
Gene: NTHL1
Product: nth like DNA glycosylase 1
Biological process (GO): nucleotide-excision repair; base-excision repair; base-excision repair, AP site formation
Cellular component (GO): nucleus
Molecular function (GO): 4 iron, 4 sulfur cluster binding; oxidized pyrimidine nucleobase lesion DNA N-glycosylase activity; DNA binding
Source: RefSeq, a predicted model, not a curated record